This is a messenger RNA of Zophobas morio, 1241 nucleotides long. RefSeq lists its product as uncharacterized. The transcript is spliced from 4 exons. Lineage: Eukaryota; Metazoa; Arthropoda; Insecta; Coleoptera; Tenebrionidae. Bases 438 to 1205 code for a protein of 255 amino acids. The record is from RefSeq and is a predicted model, not a curated record.
UGGGAUUUUGUUUCUCACCGAAGCCGAAGCGAAGCGAUAAAUAUCGGUUGAGACGUCAUAGUUUUCGGUGCCUACCGUAAAACGGAAUUUUGUUUUUCAUAUUUAUCGCAUCGGUGUAUUAAUUUUUAUCGGUUGGUAACCCCCAACCGAUAAAAUGACAUAACCUAACUUUUUCACGUUAUGCUAGGCGACGCCAAGCGAAGGCGCCAAAAAGAAGAUUGAUUGAGCACCAGACGAGUGUGGUGUUCCUUCUUUCAAGUUUUAUUUGCGUUGUUUUUGGAAGGUUGAAACCGUGUGCGAGGUAAUUGCAGUAUUUAUUUAACAUAUCGUGUAUAUUAUAAAUAAAACAUGAUUAACAUAAACAUUUUUUUAUUUAAAGAACAGUUUCAGUUUAAUUAAGUUGUAGAAAGAUAUUUAAACGAAUUUCUGAUAUUUAGAUGGAGCCAAAGCGAACUGCAAAGGCUUCACAACAACAGAAGGCAAUAAUGCUGGAGUUUAUGCAUGACCAUUUGCCUUUUGCCAGGGGUCAAUUUUCAGAUUCGGCCAUGGUAUCAAAACUGUGGAGUAAUCUAACCAUUGAACUAAAUGCGGCAGGAGGUGCCAUGAAGGAUCGAAAACAAUGGCAACGGUGUUGGAGUGACUGGAAGUCAGUCGUUAAGUCUAAAGCUGCACAACUGAAGGCAAAACAGCAAAGGACUGGAGGUGCUGGGCCAUCAAAUGAUUCGACUCUCUCUGGUUUAAGUGAAAUGGAGUGCCGAAUUUUAAGCAUCAUUGGCCCAGAUUAUUGUGGUGAUGGGAAAACUCCAGAGUUUCCCUCUGUUUCAAUAGUAGAAAAUAUUCCUUCUGUUCUUGUUAUAACACCAGUCAUACCAUCUGGCUCCAAAGCUCCCAUUGUUGUACCAACAGCCAUACCAUCUGGCUCUGAAACUCCUCCUUCUCCUCCACCAAUGUCAGGUUCACCAGUGCCUCCUGAAGAAACAGCAAUUAAUUCUGUUAACAUCUCACCAUCCCCAUAUUUGUCCUUACCUUCACGAAAAAGAAAGCGUCCAAGCCCAGAAACCCUACCUGAAAAUCUGCUCAAAGCAGAGAAAGAGGCCAAUAUUCUUCGUGAACGGCAAGCCAUUGCUUUGGAGCGAAUAGCUGAUGUCAACACCAACAUUUUGCAAGCGUUGCGGGAACUAAUUGAUGUGAUGAUGUUGCGUUAAUUAAGCUUCGUUUUUUUUUGUUUUUUUUUUUCUAAC